Molecule: messenger RNA, 1158 nt
Organism: Ilex paraguariensis (yerba mate)
Lineage: Eukaryota; Viridiplantae; Streptophyta; Magnoliopsida; Aquifoliales; Aquifoliaceae
Source: the annotation of a GenBank genome assembly
AUGAAUCUAUCAGUAAAUGGUCAGUCUCAAGUCCCUCCGGGUUUUCGAUUCCAUCCGACAGAAGAGGAGCUUCUGUGUUACUACUUGAGGAAGAAAGUUGCCCAUGAAAUGAUAGACUUCAAUGUAAUUCGUGAGGUUGAUCUUAACAAGCUUGAACCAUGGGAUAUCCAAGAGAGGUGCAAAAUAGGAGGCACCCCACAAAAUGAAUGGUACUUCUUCUGUCACAAAGAUAGAAAAUACCCAACUGGGAGUCGCACAAAUCGUGCGACUACAGCCGGAUUCUGGAAGGCUACAGGCCGUGAUAAGGUCUUAUACAGCUGCUAUAGAAAAAUUGGAAUGAGGAAGACUUUGGUGUUCUACGAAGGGCGAGCGCCAUGCGGGCAAAAAUCAGAUUGGAUCAUCUAUGAAUAUAGGCUAGAUGACAGCACCCAUGAGACAAAGGGCUCGAAUCUAAAACGAAUUUCAACUCCAGAAGAUCCUUGGGCUGUAUGCCGAAUUUUCAGAAAGAGAAACUUCCACAAGACUCCCCAGACUCCCCAACACACAUCGUCGUCUUUGGAUUCAAAGACCCAACCUUAUAACUCAAUCGACAAUGAUGGUGUUCUUAAUAAAAUAGUUAAAAACAAGACAAAGUGUUGCAAGCAAGAAAAAAGAGAAAUCAUUGAUAGGAAAAUCAAUAACAAUAAGCUAUUGCAUUACCGGAAUCAAAUUGACAGGGAAAUCAGUAAGGAGUUUCCCAAUAUGUUCAUGCAUUUUCCAAUUCCAAGUCCAGCAAUUCCAGCUGCUUCAAUAUCACUUGCUGUCGAUAAUUUAGAUUUUAAACAAGACUCUUGUUUUGAGGAUUGUGGUCUUUUGUUCAAUGAGAUGCUCUCAGAAACUGAACCUUCGGGCACCAACCCUGGCAGUGCUUGCACAGUCAAAAUGGGCGAGGCACGGGAGGAAGGGCCUUGUGGUUGGGCUGCAGUGGACCAGCUUGUAGCAAUUCAGCUCAAUGGCCAAUCCGAGACACCAGAGCAAUUAUCCGGCUAUGGUCACUUCACCAAGGACUUCUGUUUAUCUCCUCACGAUGAUGCAGCAUCAUCCCAAUUAUGUUCAAAUGGACCAAAUCAAGCUGCCCAAGUAUAUGGAAACGAGAUUGAUCUUUGGAGCUUUACAUGA